Messenger RNA from Anneissia japonica, 3885 nucleotides. RefSeq lists its product as uncharacterized. The record is from RefSeq and is a predicted model, not a curated record. Gene Ontology annotation, biological process: signal transduction. The transcript has 23 exons. NCBI's taxonomy places the organism in Eukaryota, Metazoa, Echinodermata, Crinoidea, Comatulida, Comatulidae. The coding region runs from base 1 to 3606 and encodes 1201 amino acids. Gene Ontology annotation, molecular function: protein binding.
AUGGCUUCAAGGCAAUAUACAGCUGACGAUUUACACCUGGCAACACUUAACGAACAAUGGGAUGAAGUAAGACUCAUUAUCAGAGCCGCGCCUGAACUCGUAAAUGAGAAACGGGACAGCGACCCGUUAUUAUAUCUGAUUGUGUACCACAGCGCACCACGUGAUGUCAUCACUAAGAGUUUAAAAUCAGCGACCGUAAAAACAGUGGACUACGUGAACUACUGGGACGUGUUUGGUCGUCGUAAUUGUAUUCUACAUCGCAUUGCGGCAUUCGGCUACGCUCAGCAACUGAGAGAAGCACUCAGGAUUUCUGCACGCAAUGUAAAUAGGGAAGACAGGCUUGGCAAUACUCCACUUCACAUCUUGUUGUUAUUUAACCAUUCGUAUGGAGAUCACAUAGACGCAACUAAUUACUUGAUAAAGGCUGGAGCGAAUGCCAAAUUAAUAAACAAGGAUGGUCAAACUCCAGCUGAAGUGUAUGUGAACAACAAAUGUGAAAAGUAUGAUUCUACCAACAGAGAAAAACAGAAAGAAAUGCUCAUGCGUCUCCUACAAACGGGGAUGGUUCCAACGGAAAUCUUGGCGCGUGGGACCGAAGCAGUGGAAGCUUUUAAUGAUGCUCUAGCUGAGGGAGAAACAGAGGUUAAUCAAGGAAGGACAGUUUUCAUGGGGCUCGAGAGAGUCGGGAAGACAUCUACUAUCAAGUCAUUUUUAAGGAAUACUUUUGAUCCACAUGAGGGUAUUACGGACGCAAUUGCCAACACAAUGGUGUGUACCCAUGAAUCGCACGAUGAAUUGAAUUGGAAGGAAACAUCACCUGAUCAUUCUGACGCCAAUGACAUGUAUGAAGCAAAAAUGGCAGAUUCCAUAGCGAAAAAAAUAUUAGAAAGAGAAACUGAGAAGAAUGUAGAAGCAACAAGACAAAGCGUGUUAUCACCAGCUAAAGCAGAGACGAAAUAUAAUCAGGGACAAUCAUCAUCGAAUGUUGACUCCAGAAACCCGAAAUUAGAAUCGGAUACCAAAGAGCAGACACAGGCACAAUUGAUGGAGGAGGUCCCCAAAACCAUCGCCACUAAAGUCCAGGAGCGAAUAAAAGAACUUGAGUUCACAAGAGGAGAUGCGACGCAAGAAUGGCAAAAAUCUGGCAACGAUUUUAUUAUGAGUAUCUGGGACUUCGGAGGCCAGCCGAUAUGUCAUGUGAUACAACGAAUUUUUAUGGUAUCUUUUGCCAUUGUUUGUGUGGUAUUUAACCUAGAAGAUGAUCUUGACGUCCCCGCUGCAGUCUUUGAUCCAACCACUGGGGAAAAAUAUGAACAUCGGAUGACAAACCUUGGGUUCAUUCUGUACUGGAUUCGUUCAGUAUAUACAAACAGUAGGGAUUUAAAAUUGGAAGAUGGACAACCUUCACCACCAGUACUAGUGAUUGGUACUCACCUAGGCAGCCUCGAGGGAAAUGAAGAGGAAAAGAAAAGAAAGGCCGAAGAAAUAUUCAAUAAAAUUAGGAAAGCAUUGGAAGGGAAACCUUAUGAAAGCAUGGUGUCAAGUUUCUUUGCUAUUGAGAACAGCUUACCGUUUGCCAGGAGCAACGCUUCCAACAUCAUGAACCAAAUAUUAAAGUUCGCAAAGCAGAUGGUUAGAAAACUACCAUUGAAAUGGUUGCGUGUUCAACAGAAAAUUCAGAAGUUGAAGGUGAAGAAUAUCUAUUUACCAACCAAUGAGGUGAUUGCUUUGGUUGAGCGGUGUGGGGUGAAACAAGAUGCUCAAAGGGUGCUGCUUGAGUAUUUACAUGACCUUGGUGAGAUUCUCUACUUUCCUGAUGACGACGCUCUAAAGUACAUCAUCGUUUUAGAUCUGAUGAAAAUAGUCGACAUGUUUAAAACAAUAAUAACCAUUAUUGAGCCUAAACUUAGGAAACCAAAGCACAGAGAAGCCUGGAGGAGGUUGGACUCGGGGAUCUUAGAGGAGCAUCUUUUGAGACACCUCUGGAAGGAGUUCAAUUUUUCAGAUAAGACGUUUGACUUCUUCGUAUCUCUCAUGCAGAAGUUUGGACUGGUGUGCGAAAGAAAGGGUGGUGAACGUAUUUUCUAUGUUCUGUCACGCUUGAAGCCUAAAUGUGUAAAGACAUCGCCCCCGGAUUAUGGGAACCGGGCAGUUUCAAUCUUUCAUGACUUUGGUGGUUAUCUACCUGACGAUCUUUUCCAGCGUGGAGUAACUAAAUUUAUUGAGAAAUUCCAAGUAGAAAACUAUGAACCUAAACUAUCUUAUGAGCAUGUGGAGUUACACAUUGAUCAACAUCACCAAGUGGUUUUGAAUGUAGCUACUGUCAAGCAUCGUCGUAUGUUUAAGACAACUAUCAUCAGACUAAAUAUAAUUAAUCCCACUCAGAUUACCAAGGAAGAUGAACCCUCACCGACAGUGUGUAAGGAGGUGUUGAGUUUCCUGGAAACUGAACUAAAGCCAUUCUGUCAGAGUGGUGCACGAGGCAUUGAAUUAACGAGGUACAUUGCUUGCGAAUGUAGCGAUGUCCACAUGCAUAACGUGCGCAAGUUUGAUAAGGAUGUGCUGCCAUGUGGGAGCAAUGGUCUGGAAGUGACGCGCUACCGUCGACUAUUUGGAGAUGACGUGCCACGAUUGCAAUAUUAUUCACAGUAUCAAGAAAUUGUACAUAUACACAAUGACUUUGUGGAUGACCUCACCAUUACAAAAGUCUCUGAGGAAAUGAAUUUCAGCUGGAGAAGGGUUGGAGUCCGUUUGGGACUUAAGUGGUCGAAAGUGAACAUGUUCAAUUCUAAUGAUACGCAGACUCAAAAGGCUGCCGAAAAUAUGAUGAAUUACUGGAGGAGCAACCUCAGUAGCGAUAUUCAUCAACGUAAAAUGCUGUCCACUGCCCUGAAACAACAUAAGCUCAGGAAACUAGCUGAAGAAUUGUUUGAGGGAGAAAUUGGCGAUGAAAAUAUUGACACUCAGGAAGGAGGAAAAUGUUUUAAUGAUCAAGAUUUGCUAUUCAUCUGUGACAAACUGGAUCCCGAAUCAUGGAGAAGACUGGGAGUGCGUCUUAACCUCAAGUGGAGCGAUAUUAAAAAAAUAGCAAACAACAACAGACAGGUAGAGGACCGCAUCAUGGAAUUGCUCGUUACUUGGAGGGAUUUCCAAACAAAAAACCAAGUACCAAUCAUGGUAAAAGCUUUGAGACAACUGCAGCUUGUUGGACUAGCACGAGAUGUAUCUGAAAGGCAUGGCUACAGUGAUGAGUCAGAAGUUGCACAAACUCAGACAAAUAAGAAAAAUCAAACACUAGAGCAUGGUUGCUUAGAUGAUAUUGACAUGUUGAUUAUCUCUGAGAGUCUUGAUAAUGACUGGAAGGAUUUUGGGAUUUACUUAGGUUUGAAAAGAUCUGAAAUAAAUCGAAUUCAGUCAGACUUUACACCACCAACUGUAGACGCCUCUAUUGAAAUGUUGGUACAGUGGCGAGAAAGACAGAAAGCUGAAGUAAAUCAUCUCGAAACAAUUAGUGAAGCACUGAACAAACUUGAACGAAUAGAUAUCAAGGAAGAACUUGAGUCAUACUACCAGAACAAAUACGGAAAAAUUGAAGCAAAGGUGUAAAGCAACAUUUUAAACAUGAUAACAGUGCAAUAAAAAAUAACACCAGAAUAUAAUUUUACCGUGGUUACAUACACCAUAGUCCACAUUAAGUUACUUUUUAAUCAAGAAAUUAUAUUUUGCUCGCCUUUUGAUCAUCCAAACUGCACACUUUUGAUGCUGUCAUCCAGGACUGUAGAUAUUGAAUACAAAAUAUACUGAAAACAUUAGUUUCAACUUUUUCUUUGGAUAAUUAUGUAUAUAUAAACCGAAAGGUCCACUGAUUAAUCUCAUAUAAGAAAG